Messenger RNA from Megalobrama amblycephala (Wuchang bream), 893 nucleotides. It is a transcript of the gene sptssa, whose product is annotated as serine palmitoyltransferase, small subunit A. Lineage: Eukaryota; Metazoa; Chordata; Actinopteri; Cypriniformes; Xenocyprididae. Gene Ontology annotation, cellular component: serine palmitoyltransferase complex. The transcript has 2 exons. Bases 61 to 267 code for a protein of 68 amino acids. Gene Ontology annotation, biological process: ceramide biosynthetic process. Gene Ontology annotation, molecular function: serine C-palmitoyltransferase activity. The record is from RefSeq and is a predicted model, not a curated record.
UAUUUUGUUACGAUCUGGACCGGAAGGGAGCGGUGGGACCAAUACGAGCUGAGUGAAAACAUGGCGUUAGGAGAUGCCUGGAAACAAUUAUCGUGGUUUUAUUACCAAUAUUUGCUCGUAACAGCUCUGUACAUGUUGGAGCCUUGGGAGAGAACCAUCUUCAAUUCUCUCCUGAUCACAGUGGCAGCUAUGGCCGUCUACACUGGUUAUGUGUUCAUGCCCCAGCACAUAAUGGCGAUUUUACACUAUUUUGAAGUGGUCCAAUGACGUCAUCUCCCGUCAUCAUCAGGAUGCUCGCCACCUCCCCCUGGUGGCCGGAAAACGAACUGCUCUAGAACUGUUCACCACGAUGUGAUGAUGGCUGUGAUUGCUUCAAACAAGGACACUUGUGUGUGUUGAAGGAGACCACCAUUGAGGAGUGUGUAAUUAUGUGUGUGUGGCCGUGUAGCCUCAUAUACGAGCACAGUCUGCAACUGCAAAAGCACACACUGCCCUGUCUAUAAAUGUACCCUUUUUAUAUAUAUAUAUGGAGACGUUUUUCUUUUUUUUUUUAAAUAAUGCUUUAGUUUUGUUUCAUGGCAGUGGUUUGUUCAGAUGAUAACUAUUUUUUCAUAUAAAUGUGUAUAUUUAAUUGUAUACAUAUUUGUAAAGUUUUAUAGAGAUUUAUUUUGGCUGACCUUAAAUGUUUUGGUUUGCCAUCGUGGACUGAUGAAUUAUUGAUACUGUCACCAACGGAAAUCUAUUUUUAUCAGACCCUUGUGAGUCAUGCGAUAAAUCAUUACCUACACUGAUGUAUGAUGUCAUUGUUGACACUUUACAACUGGUCGCUCAGGUUAUAAACCAGAGGAGGGGAGGGGGGGGGAAACGCUUAAUAAACCCUUUCUUUAAAGGUG